Gasterosteus aculeatus aculeatus (three-spined stickleback) is the source of this 2586-nucleotide messenger RNA. RefSeq names its product KH homology domain-containing protein 4. The record is from RefSeq and is a predicted model, not a curated record. NCBI's taxonomy places the organism in Eukaryota, Metazoa, Chordata, Actinopteri, Perciformes, Gasterosteidae. Gene Ontology annotation, molecular function: RNA binding. Gene Ontology annotation, cellular component: nucleus.
AACUUCCGCCAAGUCAGACUUUGCGACGAGUCGUCAGAAGAAGUCGCCGCCAGGAGAGCAGACCGAUGGCUCCCUUCCUCCAGCGGCAACUAUUGUAUUAGAAAGUCUUUUUAUUUCACCACAUAUUGGUGCUAUGUCUUCAGGAAUGACUGGACAUACACCGUGCCUAACCAGCCGAUGGGAUAAGACAGCCCAGCCUAAACAAAGUGUGGAUGUGCGGCAGCAGAGGAGCAGUGAGAAUGCGGGCCGCUCAGUACCAGGACUUGCCAGCCCCGCUGGUUCAAACAGCCCAGUUUCCCAGCCGCCACAAACAGGAGAGAAGCCAGCGCCUCUGGGUGGAGUUGAAAUGGCAGCGGCCAUGGCUGCUAAAAUAAAUGCCAUGUUAAUGGCAAAGGGGAAGCUGUUGACUCCUCCACCGUUACUUGCAAAGACUGCCCCAAAUGUGCCUGUGCCAUCAGCCACAGAAGAAAUGGCCGUCACAGAAGUCGACAUUAACAAUGUGCCGCUGAAUUGCCGGGACCUUCUUACUAAAGGCAAAACACAGGAGGAGAUCCGACAGUUUAGCGGCGCGGUCUGCUCAACAAAAGGUUAUUACAUGCCUGAUCCUACAAAAGGAAAAGCAGGACAAAGACCUUUGUAUUUACAUGUCCAGGGCAAGAAUCAGGAGCAGGUCAACAAGGCCGUGCUGAGGAUAAAGGAAAUCAUCACGGAGGACCUGCUGAGGGCCUCUGCAGCAUCAGGACAACAGGCGCCUGUCAUGCCUCCGCUCACACUCUACCCUCAGCCUCCUCGCCUCGUCAACACCCCAGCCGUGCCACGGACGCCCAACACCAACUCCGUGCCAGGACAUCGACCAUCCGCUCCUCAUUCUGGGAGUUUUGUGCACACAAAGAUAUUUGUGGGCCUGGACCAGACUUUCCCCUUUUUCAACGUGAACGAAAAGAUCGAGGGUCCGGGAGGUUCCUACCUGAGUCACAUCCAGACGGAGACGGGGGCCCGAGUCUUCCUCAGGGGAAAAGGCUCUGGCUACAUUGAACAAGCUUCCAAACGGGAGUCUUUUGAGCCUCUUUACGUCUAUAUCAGCCACCCAAAUUCUGCUGGAUUGGAUUCAGCGAAGAAACUCACUGAGAGUCUGCUGGAAACUGUGAGAGAUGAAAGCGCCCGCAUGGUGUCGACGUACACGGCCACCGGCUCAACACAACCAUACGCAGCACAUGGAUUUCCACCUAAUAGCAAUUACUCUAGCCAGGGGUCCUGGUAUAACUACCCGGCAAAUGGGUAUGCUGGAGGCUAUUCAGCGUACUCAGGAGCCAGUGGUUAUUGGAGUAAUGCAAAUGGUCCCCCAAGUCAUUCUAACAUGUCGACAAACCCUCCAUCUUCUCAGGCAAUGGUUCAGUAUCCGGUGUGUCCUAGGAAAGCGCAUCCGUAUCUCGUCCAGGAUCCUGGCCUCAGUGAGACUGUGGACCCUGAAGGAUCGUUAAACACCCCUCUUGACUCGGGAAGUCCCAGGCGUCAUUUCCAGGAGGGGGCCAAGCAAGACUCGCCUCCCAGCAGAUCUCCAGAGCGUCCCGCUCAUCAGGAGUCUGCUCUCCCUGCCUCCAGUGUUGUCGAGGAGAAAGUAAUCCAAAGGAUUCUUAUGCCGCCACCGGCGCCUUUCUUCGUGGCUCCGGGCCCCGUCGCACGCAAAAGGCCGAGAGACCCGGUGACAGAAGGGCCGCCUGGCAAUGCCGUGUCAAUGGGUGUUCAGGACAAGGUGAGUGAGAAGAAGUCUAAAGUGGAAGAGGAUGCUUCCGGGCUUGUGCCAUACGGGGGGGAUUCCUCCGAUGAAGAGGAGGAGAGGACACGCAGCAGUAAGGCUGAUCAUUCAUAACCCCAACGUCUGCUCUGAAUACAGCACGCCGCGCUCAAACACAGCCUAAAAGGACAAAUCCACCCUCACGUUUUCCUACUGCUUAAGCCCCUUUAUUUCAAAGAACAAAUGUGUUAUUGCGGACUAUUCUCGGAGCAAAGUUUGACGUGUAUAUCCAAGUAGAUGUUUUGCAUUCAUCAACAAAUGGCAUUUUUAGACACCCUUUCACAAAUUUCUGGUGUCACUUGAUCACCGAGCAUCACACAGUCAGGCUGACAAUCAAUACAGCGUCGAUCUUAACACAUAAAAACAUGGGUAGUCUUUGCUCGCCAUUGAUUUCCUGGAAACUUAAGAGGAUUUAUUUUUGUAUGCUAGUGUAGCUUUAGCCAUGUCCACUUCUGUUUUUUACUUUAACCCCUUACCUGAUGGGAAAUUUAAACCAAUGGCCGUUUAUAAAGCAUCUGUAGCAUAUGACAAAACCAAUUAGGAAAGUCUGGAACAAAUCUUUUCCUCCCCUGUGUUCGUGCAAGCUUCUGACUUUAGAUCACGCACUUACUAAUGUCUUAAAUGUGUCAAACUAAUCCCAUAUAAGUAUUCAGGGUGGGUUCUUCCUUUUAAGAGUUAACUACAGUUGUAUAAUAUCUCUAUAAAUACAUAUUGUGAAAUGUUUUUCUUAUCUUGGAAAAUGGUGUAGGCCUGUUCCCAUGGAAUACAAUAAUAAAAACACCUGAAACGCC